UCUCUGUACCAGAGGCUUUUGGUAUUUUAGCUCUCUCUCACCGUAGCAGACGGAACACAACCUGGUCUCUGUCUCUUUCGCUUCUAGGCCAGGACCCUCACAGGAUUCUACACCAAUAGCAUUAAAAAAAGCAAAGUGGCUCUAAAAACAUCAAAAAAAUGAGUAUUCUCAAGAAGAGUAUUCUCAAAGAGAAGAAGAUCAAAUUCGACGAUGUCGAGGAGAGUGCAACGCAGAACAGCUCGAUCGGGGCAGUACGAUGGGAACUGCCAGAAGACCUACAGACUCACAACUCGGCACCUAAACUACAAUUGAGCAGCAAACCAUCCAGACAAAAGGGCCUAAAGGACCUGCGUAGCCUGCAGGACUGUGUUAGAUUCAUCACACAGUGGAAACAACAGGUGGAGGUCGUCUGCAAGCACAGUAAGAAUGUCAGAGUGGACCAGCAGAGCGAACAGAGUCUGGAACAGUGUCGUAAACUCAUCCUCCAAUGGGCAGAGGAGUUGAAGAGAGUGGACACAAGUCCCUGGAUACGGGAGAGCGGUGACCUCAUUGACCUGGAGAAGAACAGGGAGGAUCCUGAACCCUCCACACAGGCAGAGCAGAGGAUCAUGGAAUGGGCUAAGGAGCUGCAGAGUGUCACAGAGAGAUGUGGUCUGAUGAGGGAUGAGCUGACCCAGAUGCUGAGACGGCUGGAGUUGAAUAAGAAGAAGCUGGUGACUCUCCUCCCCUUCCUGGAGUUCAUCACCUGGUCUCUACUGAAGGAACAGGACAGCAGCACGGGUAUCAUUCCCCAGCUAUGGCUGGCUACGAAACAACGCACCUGGAAAACAGAAACACCUAAGUACAUCCCAAACUCAGUGUGGAACUGGAUCUGCAGUGCUUCGGUUGACAUUAACUUGGACCCUAUGACCAACCACCCAUGGCUGCUGCUCUCAGACGACCAUAAGAAGGUCCAGGAGGCUCACUGCACGACAGAGGCGGUCUUCAGCACACAGCGCUAUGACUGCUGGCCCUGCGUCCUGGGCUGGGAGGGCCUGUCCUCUGGACGUCACUACUGGGAGGUUACCCUGGCCAACAACGGAUACUGGAGGGUCGGUCUGACCACCGCCACGUCCAAACGCCAUGGUCGCUUCCCUAUGACCCCCGCAGAAGGCUACUGGGCCCUGUGGCGCAGCACGAGGCAGUUCUACGCCUGCACCAAGACUGAGACCUCCUUGCCCAUGGAGAUGCUUCCCCGCAAGGUGGGCAUCUUCCUGGACUACGAGGAGGGUCAAAUCUCCUUCUACAAUGCGGAGACCCGGGCACACAUCUAUACAUUCACGGAUAACUUCAAGGAGAAGCUGUAUCCUCUGUUUGCUCCACUGGAUGGACGCACCCUCAUCACCAUCUCAUCGCCGAAGUAUGUCACAGAUGUCGACUAGACCUCCCCAUACCUAAUCUUAGAACCUGAAACUCAUGUGUGUCAGAAGAGCCUACCCUCUACCCAUCAUAGGGGCAGUUCCUGCUCGCACUGGACUAAAAAACUAACUCAAUGAAGAUUCUCAGGUUUAGGCUUAAUCAGUGUGAGGGAAACAACCCUAUGGUGUACAGCAACAUUGAUCCUGGAACCGUGACCUCAAAAUAUCUGUUAAGAGCCCUCCUAUUGCCUCCAUGGACGAUACAUCUAGUAUCUAUUUAGUGUCUCUGAAGUAUAUAUUUAGUAUCUCUACUGAACAAAAAUAAACACAACAUGCAACUAUUUCAAAGAUUUUGCUGAGUUACAGUUCACAUAUGGAAAUCAAUCCAUUUAAAUAAAUUCAUUAGGCCCUAAUCUAUGGAUGCAGGGGCGCAGCCAUGGGGGAGCUAGGCCCAGCCAAUCAGAAUGAGAUUUUCCAAGCCUCCCAAGUGGCGCAGCAGUCUAAGGCACUGCAUCGCAGUGCUAGCGUCGUCACUACAGAUCCGGGUUCAAUAUUGGGCUGUGCCACAGCCGGCCCGCGAGUCCCAAGACGCAGCGCACAAUUGGCCCAGCAUCGUCCGGGUUAGGGGAGGGUUUGGCCAGCAGGGAUGACCUUGUCUCCAUCGCGCUCUAGCGACUCCUGGGGCAGGCCAGGCGCAUGCACGCUGACAGUCACUAGGUGUACGGUGUUUCCUCUGACACAUUGGUGCGGCUGGCUUCUGGGUUAAGCGAGCACUUUGUCAAGAAGCAGUGCGGCUUGGCGGUUCGUGUUACGGAGGACGCAUGGCUCUCGACCUUUGCCUCUCUCGAGUUCGUACCGGAGUUGCAGCGAUGAUCAUGCUGUUUAAAUCAGCUUCUUGAUAUGCCACACCGGUCAGGUGGUUGGAUUAUGUUGACAAAGGAUAAAAUGCUCACUAACAGGGAUGUUACCAAGUUCUUGCACAAAAUAAGCUUUUUGUGCAUAUGGAACAUUUCUGGGAUCUUGUAUUUCAGCUCAUGAAACAUGGGACCAACACUUAUUAAUUUUUGUACACAAUAUAUAUGAGGAAUGAACAGAACUUCAGUCGGUUUAAUAGCCAUCAAUAUGAACUAAAAUUGAUCAAGCUUGGACCAAUCACUUUAUGAAAUAUUCUCAUCAUAAUAAUGUAACGUGAGAUGUAUUGCCGAUGCUUUUACAUUCCAUCCAUGCUGUCACACUUACUAAUACAUAUAAUCUGUAUAUACAAUAAAUCACACAAAGCCAAACAAUGAAAAGUAUUUUUUUUUCUUUAAUAAUUUUAUGAAAAAGUCCAUGUAUUUCUGUUGCAGUGUAAUAAAUUGUUUGUUUGGUAGA
Molecule: messenger RNA, 2768 nt
Organism: Oncorhynchus nerka (sockeye salmon)
Lineage: Eukaryota; Metazoa; Chordata; Actinopteri; Salmoniformes; Salmonidae
Product: E3 ubiquitin-protein ligase TRIM39-like
Exons: 10
Coding region: 159-1421 (420 amino acids)
Biological process (GO): protein ubiquitination
Cellular component (GO): cytoplasm
Molecular function (GO): ubiquitin protein ligase activity; protein binding
Source: RefSeq, a predicted model, not a curated record